GGUUGGAGUUGCAGCAAUCUCACGCAAUAUCAGAUAAUAGAAAGAAUCUAAAAUAGGUUUUUAGGUUGAAAUGGAGAAAAUCAUGUAUCCAUUUUUGGCCAAGAAGGGUUGGAUUUACAGCCGGAAAAUUUUCAUUACGACACGACUCUCCUCCUUCCGCUCUCGCGAUCUGAAUUUCGCCGAUUUUAGAGGACACCAUGGGAAUUCCGACAGAAAUGAGGGAUUUUGAAGAUGCAAAGCUGGAGCGAUCGAGAAAUAGCACACAAGAAGGUCUUAUUGCCGGUUCCAAGGCGGCUUUCGUCACAGCUAUUGCCACUGCCGUGCCCGUGUUGGCUGCAGUCCGUUACAUUCCUUGGGCAAAGGCGAGUCUCAAUCACACUGGUCAGGCGUUGAUCAUAUCCAGUGUGACGGUAGCUUCCUUCUUCAUCACUGCUGACAAAACCAUCUUGGAGGGCGCCAAAAGAAAUACCCAUUAUAAAACAACUUGAACGCUCGCCGGGCCUAUGCAUCACACCAGCUUCACCGAAUAAUACAUGCCUUGUUCUUUGCGAAGAUGUUUUAGCUACUUCUUUUGUUUUUUUUUUCCUCCUGCAGUGGAGUGCUGAAACGAAUGUUCUGCAUGAAGUUAAACUUGUGUGGUCACAGGAAGUCUAUAAAUCUUAUGUGAUCAUGUUGCUUUAGAUUGAAAUAAAGAGUUGUUAAAUUACUCCA
Messenger RNA from Tripterygium wilfordii, 711 nucleotides. Its product is annotated as early nodulin-93-like. Lineage: Eukaryota; Viridiplantae; Streptophyta; Magnoliopsida; Celastrales; Celastraceae. The record is from RefSeq and is a predicted model, not a curated record. Bases 198 to 488 code for a protein of 96 amino acids. The transcript has 4 exons.